CAGCUUGCGAACCUCCAGCCCCAUCACCCGCCCAGGCCGCCGCGCCGACGGGGGCAGCAGAGAGGAGACUCCGAGGGGCGCCAGGCUCUCCGCGCCCGUGGGGAUGGCCGCCAGGGUCCGGACGGCGCCGUACUGGCUUUCGGCGGAUACAACAUCUUUGUUUGUAUGUGGUGCUGAGGAUCGAACCCGGGCUGCACUUAUGCCAGGCGAGGACGCUACCGCUUGAGCCACAUCACCAGCCCUAACCUGGCUAUUUUAAACUUCCUGAUAAUUCCAGCAUAAUUGGGAUUGCAGCCUGUGACAGGUUUUUCCCAUGUGCCGUGCUGUGAUCUGUUCUUUUCCCUCAACUCUUGGCUUAUUGUCAUUCAACGAUGUGUCCCUGGAGUUUUCUUGGGAAGAAUGGCAGCUACUGGAUUCUGCACAGAGGUACCUGUACAGGGAAGUGAUCCUGGAAAACUAUAGCAACCUGCUGUCAGUGGGAUAUCAUGGUACCAAACCCGAUUUAAUCUUCAGAUUGGAGCAAGGAGAAGAGCCAUGGAUACUAAAUGCCAAAAUGUCCACUCAGAACUGUCCAGAAGUCUGGGAAGAUUGGUACCAGAAAAAUCAAGAUGAGUUUGAAAGUAUUGAGAGAAGUCAUUCUUGUAAUAUGUUCAGAAAACUUCACAUAAGCAAAACCCACGUUUCUUCAGGACAAAGACUCCAUAAGUUUAAUACACUUGGGAAACGCUGGACACAAAACUUGGGGUCAAGCAGAGGUUAUGUAAGAAAGACGCCUGAUGGUUUUCAUGGGUGUGAGGAAUCAUGUUUUCUUAAGCAUCAAAGAGCUCAUAGCAUAGAAAAAUCCUGUGUAUGUAACGAAUGUGGGAAGGCCUUCCGUUGUAGGUCGCAGCUCAUCGUGCACCUCAGGAUCCACACAGGCGAGCGGCCUUACGAGUGCACCAAAUGUGAAAGAGCCUUCAGUGCCAAGUCCAACCUGAAUGCCCACCAAAGAGUCCACACUGGGGAGAAGCCCUACUCGUGUGCCGAGUGUGGAAAAGUCUUCUCGUUCAGGUCGCAGCUCAUCGUCCACCAGGAGGUUCACACAGGAGGGAAGCCUUAUGGUUGUGGCGAAUGCGGGAAGGCCUACAGUUGGAAGUCUCAGCUCAUUUUGCACCAGAGAAGCCACACGGGAGUGAAACCCUAUGAAUGCAGCGAGUGUGGGAAGGCCUUCAGUUUGAAGUCCCCAUUCGUUGUACACCAGAGAACUCACACAGGAGUGAAACCUCACAAGUGCGCUGAGUGUGGGAAGGCUUUUAGGAGUAAGUCCUACCUCCUGGUUCACACCAGAAUGCACACGGGAGAGAAGCCCUAUCGGUGCAGCGACUGUGGGAAGGCCUUCAACAUGAAGACACAGCUGGUGGUGCACCAGGGCACUCACACAGGGAACAACCCUCACCAGUGCAGUCAGUGCGGGAAGGCCUUCGGCAGGAAGGAGCAGCUCACUGCUCACCUGCGUGCCCAUGCCGGGGAGAAGCCCUACGGGUGCAGUGAGUGCGGAAAGGCUUUCAGUAGCAAGUCGUACCUUGUCAUCCACAGGAGGACACACACAGGAGAGAGGCCCUACGAGUGCAGCUUGUGCGAGAGGGCCUUUUGUGGGAAGUCGCAGCUUAUUAUACACCAGAGGACUCACUCUACAGAGAAGCCCUAUGAGUGCAGUGAGUGCGAGAAGGCCUAUCCCAGGAAGGCGUCCCUCCAGAUCCACCAGAAAACCCACUCAGGAGAGAGGCCUUUCAAGUGCAGCGAGUGUGGGAAAGCCUUCACUCAGAAGUCCUCCCUCAGUGAACACCAGAGAGUUCACACGGGAGAGAAGCCCUGGAAGUGCUCUGAGUGUGGAAAAUCCUUCUGCUGGAAUUCAGGGCUCCGUAUACACAGGAAGACGCACAGAGGGGACACCCGAGUGAUGAAGUGAGCAUGAGAAGCUGUCCUCAAAGGGCAACAGAGUGAUGACCAGAGGUCCUGAAAAUGCACUCACAUGACGAGUCAUGUGGGAGAGACCAGCACAGCUGGGAAGAGCCUGAGAAGCCCCCAGGAGGCAGUCACAGGGGACUGACGGGACAGGAGCAGUGAGCCUACCAGGUGUGGUGUUGUGAGAAGACUUGGGACAGUCAUAACUGAGAACAUCUUGCGGUUUACUCCUUCAGGGAAGCAUUUUCCAUAGGAACUGUGUUGCAUGGAAAGCCACAUUCCAAAUUGGAAGCUAUGUUUUUAUAAAAUAAAAAAAAUUCAUUAUAAACAAUAGACUUUUUCAUGGGGGAGUAUAAAAGUUUUUUAUUUCUUUUUAAUAUGUAGAUAAAGUAAAAUCACAAGGCACUUAUUCUGAAAGCUAAGGAAUAUUUUGUGUGACUUUCCUUAAUUAACACUGAAUAGCAUUUUUCAAGAAUUUGGCAUUUUAUUUUUUAAUGUAACUUUCAUAUAUAUUUGAUAGUUUGUGACACAACAUCCCCCAGUAUUCUCCGUAUUAAAUGCUAAGUAUCAGCAUUGUCUCCUUCUUUCUUUUUAGUUGUAGAUGGACAUACUAUCUUAUUUUAUUUAUUUAUCCCUACUUGAUGCUAAGGAUCCAACCUAGGGCCCCACAUGUGCGAGGCAAGUGCUGUACUACUGAGCCCCAGCCCCAGCGUCUCUUUAUUUCUUAGCAAUGUAACUAAAAGCAUGUUGGGCUUAUAAUUGGAAGGGUAGGUUCCCCCCCCUGCAAGUGUAUUUGCUCUCAGAAGUCACAUCCAGGAGCAGGUCAGGAUGGGGCUGCAGGGCUGCUUCUCAGGCCUGGUGGCCAUGCCUGUGAUUCCAGUGACUAAGGAGCUGAGGCAGGAACAUGGCAAGUUCAAGGCCAGCCUCAGCAACUUAGCAAGACCCUAUCACAAAAUAAAGAAUAAAAAGGGCUGGGGAGACAGGAUUGUGGCUCAGUGGUAAGUGCUUACCUGGCACAUGUGCAGCACUGAGUUUGAUCCUCAGCACCAUAUAGAAAUAAAGGUGUCCAUCUACAAUUUAAAAGAAAAAAAAAUUUAAAGCAUUGAUGGGGGGGGGGGCGCUGGGGUUAUGGCUCAGCGGUAGAGCACUAGCUUCACAUGUGCGAGACCAUGGUUUCUAUCCUCCGUACCACAUAAAAAUAAAUAUGUGAAAUAAAGGUAUUGUGUCCAACUACAACCAAAUUUAUAUAUAUAUAUAUAUAUAUAUAUAUACACACACACACACACACACACACACACACACACACAUAAAGGCUGGGGAUGAAGAUGUGGCUCAGUGGUUAAGCACCCCUGGAUCCAAUCCCCAGUAUAAAAAAAAAAAAAAACAACUUUUUAAAUCAAAAGUGGAAGUACAAAACAUCACAUAGCUGCACAUUUUCAUAGAAAUACUGAAUGAAUGAAUAAACUAGAAACAUUGGUUGCCUUGAGGUUGUGAGACUGGAGUAAGGGGUGGGACAAUUAACUGAGUGUGUCUUUUUGUAUAUUUUUUCAUUAUUAAUACAUAAUGUACAAAAUAAUGGAUUUCUUUGCAACAUUUUCAUACAUGCAUAUAAUGUGCUGUGAGUGUAUCCACCCUCCCCUAUGUAUAGUUCCUAAAUAUAAUACAACUAAUGUUCUCAUCCUUAAGAACUUAAGGGAAUGAGUGAAUUCUAGUGAGGAGUUGGUUUUUCACAGUGAUAUGGAUAGGCAAUACUAAAACUAAUGUGUAUUCCAGACCAAGCAAGUAAUUAUAGUAUGGAAAAUGAGAGCCAGGUUUCUCACUGUUGGCAAAGGAAGUUAGGAAUUUUGAUGAGGAACCCCUGUGGUGUUGGACUGGAAUGGGAAGUGUCAGUAUGAAUUCAUGACUGUGUAAAGACAUAGACACAGAUGUGCAUAUUUCUUGCACUGUAUCCUGACAGAUCUGAGACACACUUACAUCCAAUAAAAAUAAGCACACUGGCUGUUCCUA
Messenger RNA from Marmota monax (woodchuck), 3951 nucleotides. It is a transcript of the gene Znf26, whose product is annotated as zinc finger protein 26. Gene Ontology annotation, molecular function: RNA polymerase II cis-regulatory region sequence-specific DNA binding; DNA-binding transcription factor activity. The record is from RefSeq and is a predicted model, not a curated record. NCBI's taxonomy places the organism in Eukaryota, Metazoa, Chordata, Mammalia, Rodentia, Sciuridae. The transcript is spliced from 5 exons. Gene Ontology annotation, biological process: regulation of cytokine production; regulation of immune system process; negative regulation of transcription by RNA polymerase II. The coding region runs from base 314 to 1948 and encodes 544 amino acids.